This is a messenger RNA of [Torrubiella] hemipterigena, 873 nucleotides long. The record is from the annotation of a GenBank genome assembly. Lineage: Eukaryota; Fungi; Ascomycota; Sordariomycetes; Hypocreales; Clavicipitaceae.
AUGGCUUUCGUUCAGUCUGCCCCUCAGACAAUAGUUCAGAUUCCUGAUGAGCUCAUUUCUCUCUUCUCCCGCAACCUAACGUUCAACCCCGAACAACAAGCCGCGCUUGUUCAGGAACAGACCGAUUACCAGAGGCACCAGCAACUUCUCCAACAACAGAUACAGAACCAACAACCUCCACCACCGUCACCUGCGAAGCAGAUAAUCUAUUCGGCAUCCCAACAUUAUACUCAUUCGUCCCAUGUUGCUCAACCACCCUCUCAGACAUCAGCUCAACCUGAGCGCGAAACCCAGCGUCGCUCGUCUCUUCCUGCAGUAACUGACAUGGUGGUUGCCGAAAUUAUUCUCAAGAGACAUGGCGUGGACCCCAGUGUGCUUACUCCUUCCCAGCUUCAACUAUUCCGUAUAGCCCACGAGGACCAGCAAAAGAGGCUAAUUGAGCUCUGGGCUAUUUGCCCCCCAAAUGGCGCUGAAAACAUAGCGUCACUAGCAUGGAGCAGCACUAGUGUUGAACAGGAAGAACAGUUAGCCAGAGCAAGAUACGAGCAGUCGCAACAAGUACCUCUUGCUUCAGCAGGAGACCUUCAGCAGCUCAACGACGGUCGCUGGCUCCAGAACACUGUUGACACUGAACCCUAUAUGAUGUCUGGCUACGAAGAGAUGAUGGAAGAUAACCGGCAAACGGAAAGCGAAUAUACCCACCAAGCCUCACCUCACAGCGGAUCCAAAUACUCCCGCGCGAUGGACCCUGUAUACCUUGGUGCUGACUAUCUCCGCCAACAACAACAGAUGGAAAUGGCAACACAGUAUGGUGCCUUUGAACAUUUUAGAGGUGCUGGAAGCACAAACGAUGCAAUGGAUGAAAUGCAAUGA